Fonticula alba is the source of this 4199-nucleotide messenger RNA. RefSeq lists its product as hypothetical. The record is from RefSeq and is a predicted model, not a curated record. The transcript has 4 exons. Lineage: Eukaryota; Rotosphaerida; Fonticulaceae. The coding region runs from base 1 to 4140 and encodes 1379 amino acids.
AUGAGUGUCACGCUGGCCGCGCCGACCCCCGCCGCGCCACCGCCGGGGCCGUCGCCCCCGGGGCCGGAUGGGCCCGGCGACAGCCCAACCACCCCGGCCGCCUCCUCGCCCCUGGGCUCGCCGCCGACGCCCGGGGAGGACGCACCGCCGCCCGCCCAUGGCCAGGAGGAUCAGCCGGGUCCGCCUGCCCCGGCUGUCGGUCAGCCCCAGCCCCAGCAGCAGUCGCACAACAGCGGGCUAAACACCUUUCUGGACAAGAUCCGCCGACCCUUUUUGACAACUUCCCCCGGGCCCGGCGCGGCCCCUUCGCCAGGCCCCGGGGGCCGGCCCCCCUCCGCCACCGAGAUCGCCGGGCCGCCUCUCUCGCCCUCGACCGGGUCCGGGGAUGAUGAGGACCCCCUGCGAGCGGUGGCCAGCGCGCCGGAUCUCCUCCGGACGCGGCAUGCUCCGGCAGCCGGGCCGCCCGGGGCCGCGAAUGCCGGCUCGGCCGACGGCAGGCCCGCCAGCGCCGGGCCCGGGUCCCACCCCCCCGAGCAGCCUACCCCCCCGGGCGGGGACGCCUACUACCUUGCCCAGUCGUCCAGCACCCUGCGCAGCCAUGAUUCCCUCUACGCGCCGUCCUUCCACCAGGAGCAGGACAGCAAUGUCAGCCAAUCGGACUGGGCCUUCUGGGCGGAAUUUGUCACGGACUUCGAUGCCAGCUACAUGGGGAAUGCGCGAGCCCUACACACGCAGCUCCUGGCCAAGGGGAUCCCCCACUCGCUGCGCGCGCACCUGUGGCCGGCCCUGGCCGGGGUGUUUGCCGCCAGCUCGGCCGUCCGGGCCUCGCUCAUCCAUAACUACCGGAUCUUGGUGGAGCUGGACACUCCCAUGCGCGACCAGAUCAACCGCGAUGUACCGCGCACCCUCACCCAGUCGGUGUCCCCCUCCCUGGCCCAAAGCAAGUCCAACAGCACCUCCCUGUCGGCGGUGCUCAAUGCCUAUGCCGUGUACGACCCGACGGUGGGCUACUGCCAGGGGCUGGCCUUCGUGGUGCACCUGCUGCUUCAGUACAUGCCGGAGGAGGAUGCCUUCGUGACGCUGGUCUUCCUGCUGGCUCCCUUCCCCCGGCGGGGGGGCCUCAGCGGGGCCCUCGCACGCGGCACCGGCCCCGGGGCCGACCCCCGAGGCGGCCUCCCAUCCCCCCCGCCCGGGGGCAUGUCCUUCCUGGAGUCGGUGAUCUCCGGCCCCGGGCACCAGUCGAGCCCGGACGAGUCGACCUCCUCCGGCCCCGGCGCCUCGUCGGCCCCCCCGCAAUUGUCAGUCCGGACGGCGAAUCUGGCCACCAUGGCGGGCCCCUCGCCCAGCGUGUCGACCCCGGGCUCGCCCGGGUCCAUCGGGCCCGGGGCCGACCACCCGGCCGCCCCGCCGGCCAUGCGACUGUCCACGGGCUCCGGGCCCGGGUCGCCGGCGGCGGCGGCGGCGGCGGCGGCGGCGGCCGACGGCACCCCCGACCCGGCGGCCACCACGUAUGUCAUCCUGGCCUGCCCGGACUCCUCGCCGUCCAGCAUCCGAAGCAUGUAUGUGCAGGACAUGGAGGGGCUCAACCUGCGCCUGGCCCUGUUGACGGUGCUGCUGCGGAAGCACGCGGACCCGGUGUACUCGCAGCUCGAGCGCAAUGUCGGCCUGCAUGUCAGCAUGUUCGCCUCGCCGUGGUUCCUGACGCUCUUCACCAUGAGCUGGCCGCCGGCCUUCUCGGCCCGGGUGAUGGAUGUCCUCCUGGCCGAGGGGGUGGCCUUCCUCUUCCGAGUGGCGGUGGCCCUGGUCCGGCGGAAUGCCAAUCGCCUGUUGCUGGCCAUCGACAGCGACAACGGCCUGGCCGAGGUGCUGGCCGUGCUGAAGUACGACUCGCCGCUGCGGGUGUUCGACCACCCGUGCGCCCUCAUCGUCGAGGCCCAGCGCCUGGCCGAUGUCAUCACCGACAAGCACCUGGCCCAGCUCCAGCGCCAGAUGGACGCCCAGGCGGUCCUGACGCCGGAUGUCCUCGGGCGCGAUGGGGCCGGCGACCCGCCCCCCGGGACCCCGGGCUCCUCGCAUGGCGGCCACGACCAUCCCCACCACCACCAUCACCACUCCUCGGGCUCGUCGGCCGGCGGCCCGGCUGGCAGUGUGUCGUCCUCUUCGCUGCCGAUCGCCGUGCCUGGCGGGUCGCCGGCCGUGCUGCCGGCCGGCGGUGGUUCGGCUCUCAGCGCCUCCUCGGUGCUGCGGUCCAUGCUGCAGCAUAGUCCCCUGCGCACGGCUCCGCAUGUGCCUCUGGCCGCGCGCAUGGGGCUCGUCGACUCGGACAGCUCGGACGCCGGGUCCGAGUCGGAGGGCGGCUCCGACGGCGAGGGGUCCUCCUCGGCCGGGGCCCGCCAGGGCCGGGCGGGCGCGCUGGUCGGUCGGCGCCGGCCUGCCGGCUUGCAGGUGCCCCGGUCGUCGGCCGGUGCCUCUGGCGAUUCGGCCUCGCCCGAUCCCUGGCAGGACAGCGGCUCGCCCGGGUCCGAUUGGGAUUACUUCGAUGCGAUGGCCAGGGCCCCGGGCGCGAUCGCAACCGCCGCCGCCGCCACCGCCGCCGUCGCCGCCACCGCCGCCGCCGCCGCCACUGGCGCCUCUUCUCCCUCCCCCUCGGCCGGGCCCGAGGAUCUUCACAUUGGUCAGCCCCAAGGCCCGGCCUUCGCGGCCUAUGUCGGUCCGAUUGGGCCUCCGCUCGAUGCGCCGGCCCUGGCUGACCCCAACCCCGGGCAGUCCUUCCGGUCCGGCAGCGGGGCGCGCUUCUUCCCCUACACGGGCUUCGGGGACCCGCCCCCGAUGCCGGCUGUCUCGCCGCCGCCGCCUCUUCCCCGGGUCUUGGACCAGGCCGCCAGUCAGCUGGCCGCAGCGGCGGCGGCGGCGGCGGCGGCGGCCGUCCCCGCCGUGGCCAUCGUCGCCACGGAGGACACGGCCGCCGCGGCCGCCACCCGGGCCGGCCCCUCGGACCUGGUCUACCCCGAGGCUCCCACCACUCCGCCCAGUGGCGGGCCGACCAGCCCGGCCUUCUCCGGGCAGGGGUCCUCCGACUCGCUGAGCCUCUGGCCCGGGUCCUCGGCGAUGGCUACCCCGUACCAGCCUCUGGCCGAGGAGGAGGGCAGUCCGGCCCCGGGGGCCGGGCUGACCACGCCCGGCCCGGCAGCCACGGCCACUUCGGCCCCGCUCUUCUCCUUCAGCCGGCUCUCCAGCUCAUCGCAGCAUUCGCCAGCCCCGGCGGCGGCGGCGUCGGCGUCGGCGGCGGCGUCGGCCGGCGCCCCAGCGCCCGGCACCGCCCCCAAUGCCGGGGCCGCCGUCCUUGCCCGGCCCCCCGCGCCGGGCUCCACCCCUGGCGGUACCCCCUCGAAGACGACCAAGAUCACGAACUUCUUGCGCAUGGCCUCGCGCUCGGCCCGGCCGGCCGGCAGCCCGGCCGAUGCGCCGGCCCCCUGCGGAUCGUGCUCCGGGGCCCGGCGGAUCGCCGAGCUGGAGGCGCUGCUCCGCGAGCGGGACCACCAUGCGGCCACCCUCCAGCGGGAUAAUGCCCUUCUCCAGUCACAGGUGGGCUUCUACAUCUCGCUGCUGAGCCAUGUGCAGGCGGCCGCCGGGCCGGGGGGGCUUCCCCUGCCGCCGGGGGAUGGCGACCCGGACGUCGCCGGGGGGACAGACUCCGGGCUGGCCCCCUCGCCGGGGCCCGCCGAGGCCGAUGCCCCGCCGGGGCCGGCCCCCGAGCCCGGCGUCCUGGCCGGCCCGUGCGACUCGCAGGCCGACCUGCCCGGGGACAGGGCUGGCGCCCCGGGCGACCGCCCCCUCGGCGGCCGGGCCGGCGGUGCGGGCGGCUCUCUGCGGUCCGACGGGUCCUCCGUCAUGUCGCUCUCUCUGUCGGACCAGAUCCAGGUCCCGGGUGCGGAGCUCCACCCGUACUUGUCCUCCCUGGACCAUCUGCCGAGCGAUGUGCACUUCCUGCGGAAUGCCCUGUACAUUGCGCGCCUCAGCUGCCUGGAGACCGAGCAGGCCCUGACCGACCAGCGGAGGGACCUGAUCGCCGCCAAGAUGCAAUAUGCCUUGGCAAUGCAGGAGCUAGAGACCAUGAAGUUGAGCCGGAACAGGCACUAGAUGGAACGCGUUUGGGCGCCGCCCUUGUCGCCCCCCUCCGCCCCCCCCUCCCCCCCCCC